CCCUUUUUUUCUAUAACGGUGGUUCUUUGUUCCCCCUCCCUAAAUUUCCAUCCCUUUGUCGUCGCCCAUCAUUUCUCACAAAGUAUUCAUCAUUCCAAGAAGCGAGUUCAGACGUAAUUCGUUGACUGAACAUAAAGACGUAAAAAAGUUCGUUUGCGGUAUUACAUUUUAUACUGGAUGGAGUGAAUUUCUCAUCAUAAAACUGUAUGAGCAUCAUAAUACAACAAAACAAGAAAGAAGUAUAUUGAAGAAAAGACUAUAAUUUCAGAAACUUUUUCAAGAUGAGCAAUGACUGGGAAGACUUUCCAAUCAAACAGCUAGUACAUGAGGGUAUGAAGAUGGCUGGAUUUCACAUAAUAAAGACAAAAUAUCAUUGGGAAAUUUACAAAGAGGGUCCUUGCGAUGGCGUGUAUCAACAAGAAUUUAUAUCCACCACGUUUCCAAUUGAAAACAAAACUGAGUCCAUGUACUGUAGGAUGUUCUUUCCUGUACAAGAAGAUCCAUCACCAUUGACAAUGACAUUUUUAAACACUGAACAAGUGAUGGCAAUUCAUUUAUCUGUAUACGGGCCUAGUAUGAGUAGUUAUAUCGAGAAGUACCCAAGAGCAUAUAAAUGUUCAUUUGCCCGACCAUUUCCAGUCGUUCACACUGUCGAUAAGGUUGUCUUCCCUACUAAACAAGUCCCUCUACGAUUUUCACUACUCGUUCUCUUCGGGAUCGUAAAAUGUGGCGGGAACGAUAAUCCCCCCUUCAAAAUUUUUGAUGAAAUUGCUUAUCAAACUCCGCAAAAAAACGUUUUAAAAAACUUCAAAACUAUGUUUGACAACAAGAGUCUUUGUGACGUUACCUUCGUAUUGGGUGAUCAAGAAAUGUCUGCCCACAAAACUGUGCUCGCUGCGCAGAGUAAAGUUUUCGAAGCCAUGUUUUCAAAUGAGAUGGUAGAAAAAGAAGAAAGCAAAGUUGUUAUUGUUGACACAGAGAUGAAGGUUUUCGAGAAAUUUCUCAAUUACUUCUAUACUGAAGACGUAUCUGAUUUGGCAGAAGUAGUUGAUGGGAUGAUCAUACUGGCUGAUAAGUAUCAGGUUGAUGACCUCAAAGCAUUGUGUGAGAAUCAUAUGGUGAAAAAUCUUUCCGUAUUGAGCGUUGUAAAGUAUUUAUUCAUUGCAGAUAAAUUUUACUGCGCUGAGUUGAAACAAAAAUGUAUUGAACUUCUUCAAAAAAGUUGGGUAGGAACACUGACCGAGGAAAGUAUAGAAGUACUGAAAAAUAUGGGACAGAUACUGUCAAAAAAAAAUGACCCCAAAAUUGAAUCACCUUCGUAAAAGUCUUGAUCUAUUUGAGUCUCCGAUUUGCUACUGACAAUCUACAAAAAAAUAGAUUGACCUAAAUUAUAGUUGUAAAGCCAGAACGGAGAAAAUAAUCGCGCAGAUUUCAAAAGAAGCAAUUUUCUCACGCAUUGUUUAUCAUUUAUCAUUUUCCCUGUAUUGAAUAUGUUAUUUAGCUCUUAAUCACUUCCCUUUUUAAAAUAUCGAUAAAACCUACGAAUGGAUCAUACAAAUAUCGUUUGAUUUUUAUUUUAUUGAAUAAUUCAAAUGCAUGUGAUUCAAUAAUUAGUAUACGUAUAUUAUAAUCAUUAUUAUGAUUGUUAUAACGUUACCUUGGUAAGGAUCGGAAUCUACUUCCAUAAUGAGAACCGAAUUGUCGAAGUUGAACGUACAUUAGUUAAGUAAUACAAAAACAAUUUGUAUUCUUAAUAAGAUUUUUAAUAAAAAUACAUCUUAUAUA
This is a messenger RNA of Venturia canescens, 1785 nucleotides long. Its product is annotated as TD and POZ domain-containing protein 1-like. The coding region runs from base 282 to 1322 and encodes 346 amino acids. Gene Ontology annotation, molecular function: ubiquitin protein ligase binding. Gene Ontology annotation, biological process: regulation of proteolysis; proteasome-mediated ubiquitin-dependent protein catabolic process. Gene Ontology annotation, cellular component: cytoplasm. NCBI's taxonomy places the organism in Eukaryota, Metazoa, Arthropoda, Insecta, Hymenoptera, Ichneumonidae. The transcript is spliced from 3 exons. The record is from RefSeq and is a predicted model, not a curated record.